This is a messenger RNA of Pan troglodytes (chimpanzee), 3660 nucleotides long. It is a transcript of the gene ELF2, whose product is annotated as E74 like ETS transcription factor 2. Gene Ontology annotation, cellular component: nucleus. The transcript has 11 exons. Gene Ontology annotation, molecular function: sequence-specific DNA binding; DNA-binding transcription factor activity, RNA polymerase II-specific. The record is from RefSeq and is a predicted model, not a curated record. The coding region runs from base 754 to 2535 and encodes 593 amino acids. Lineage: Eukaryota; Metazoa; Chordata; Mammalia; Primates; Hominidae. Gene Ontology annotation, biological process: regulation of transcription by RNA polymerase II; cell differentiation.
UGUGGAGCGGGUCGGGCUGCUGGGGAGGCCCCGGCUCCCUCCGGACGCUCGGCCAACGGCGGCGGCUAGUCCGCGGCCCUGCUGAGAGGGAAAAGGACGCCGCGGUCUUCCCAGGCGUCGCGGAGAGCAGGUACAGGGUCUUGGCUGGGCACGGUGGCUCAUGCCUGUAAUCCCUGCAUUUUGGGAGGCUGAGGCAGGCGGAUCACCUGAAGUCAAGAGUUUGCGACCAGCCUGAUCAACAUGGAGAAACCUUGUCUCUACUAAAAAUACAAAAUUAGCUGGGCCUGGUGGCGCAUGCCUGUAAUCCCAGCUACUCGGGAGGCUGAGACAGGAGAAUCGCUUGAACCUGGGAGGCGGAGGUUGCGGUGAGCUGAGAUCGUGCCAUUGCACUCCAGCCUGGGCAACAAGAGUGAAACUCCAUCUCAGGAAAAAAAAAAAAAAAUCUCUGGCUGGGUGCCGUGGCUGACGCCUGUAAUCCCAGCACUUUGGGAGGCCGAGGCAGUUCCAAAGAACUACUGGUUCAGAUUUUAGCUCUUCCCAAGUUAUGAAAAUAGUGAAGGAUGCUUAGACUACUUAACAUACAAACUGCUUUCUGGUUAAUCAUCUUUAGAAGACUGGAUUUCUGGAUAUCUACUCCACUCCAUCUCUAUUGACUUUUAAAACAUGAUAAUGCAAACCUAUAACACUGGCAACCAUCAGUGAACCUUUAAUUUCAUUGAUUAAUAGCGUUUGAAGCUUCCUCAGGGAAUAACAAUGACAUCAGCAGUGGUUGACAGUGGAGGUACUAUUUUGGAGCUUUCCAGCAAUGGAGUAGAAAAUCAAGAGGAAAGUGAAAAGGUUUCUGAAUAUCCAGCAGUGAUUGUGGAGCCAGUUCCAAGUGCCAGAUUAGAGCAGGGCUAUGCAGCCCAGGUUCUGGUUUAUGAUGAUGAGACUUAUAUGAUGCAAGAUGUGGCAGAAGAACAAGAAGUUGAGACCGAGAAUGUGGAAACAGUGGAAGCAUCAGUUCAUAGCAGUAAUGCACACUGUACAGAUAAGACAAUUGAAGCUGCUGAAGCCCUGCUUCAUAUGGAAUCUCCUACCUGCUUGAGGGAUUCAAGAAGUCCUGUGGAAGUGUUUGUUCCUCCUUGUGUAUCAACUCCAGAAUUUAUCCAUGCUGCUAUGAGGCCAGAUGUCAUUACAGAAACUGUAGUGGAGGUGUCAACUGAAGAGUCUGAACCCAUGGAUACCUCUCCUAUUCCAACAUCACCAGAUAGCCAUGAACCAAUGAAAAAGAAAAAAGUUGGCCGUAAACCAAAGACCCAGCAAUCACCAAUUUCCAAUGGGUCUCCUGAGUUAGGUAUAAAGAAGAAACCAAGAGAAGGAAAAGGAAACACAACCUAUUUGUGGGAGUUUCUUUUAGAUCUACUUCAAGAUAAAAAUACUUGUCCCAGGUAUAUUAAAUGGACUCAGAGAGAAAAAGGCAUAUUCAAGCUGGUGGAUUCAAAGGCUGUCUCUAAGCUUUGGGGAAAGCAUAAGAACAAACCAGACAUGAACUAUGAAACCAUGGGACGAGCUUUGAGAUACUACUACCAAAGGGGAAUUCUUGCAAAGGUUGAAGGACAGAGGCUUGUAUAUCAGUUCAAGGAUAUGCCGAAAAACAUAGUGGUCAUAGAUGAUGACAAAAGUGAAACCUGUAAUGAAGAUUUAGCAGGAACUACUGAUGAAAAAUCAUUAGAACGAGUGUCACUGUCUGCAGAAAGUCUCCUGAAAGCAGCAUCCUCUGUUCGCAGUGGAAAAAAUUCAUCCCCUAUAAACUGCUCCAGAGCAGAGAAGGGUGUAGCUAGAGUUGUGAAUAUCACUUCCCCUGGGCACGAUGCUUCAUCCAGGUCUCCUACUACCACUGCAUCUGUGUCAGCAACAGCAGCUCCAAGGACAGUUCGUGUGGCAAUGCAGGUACCUGUUGUAAUGACAUCAUUGGGUCAGAAAAUUUCAACUGUGGCAGUUCAGUCAGUUAAUGCAGGUGCACCAUUAAUAACCAGCACUAGCCCAACAACAGCGACCUCUCCAAAGGUAGUCAUUCAGACAAUCCCUACUGUGAUGCCAGCUUCUACUGAAAAUGGAGACAAAAUCACCAUGCAGCCUGCCAAAAUUAUUACCAUCCCAGCUACACAGCUUGCACAGUGUCAACUGCAGACAAAGUCAAAUCUGACUGGAUCAGGAAGCAUUAACAUUGUUGGAACCCCAUUGGCUGUGAGAGCACUUACCCCUGUUUCAAUAGCCCAUGGUACACCUGUAAUGAGACUAUCAAUGCCUACUCAGCAGGCAUCUGGCCAGACUCCUCCUCGAGUUAUCAGUGCAGUCAUAAAGGGGCCAGAGGUUAAAUCGGAAGCAGUGGCAAAAAAGCAAGAACAUGAUGUGAAAACUUUGCAGCUAGUAGAAGAAAAACCAGCAGAUGGAAAUAAGACAGUGACCCACGUAGUGGUUGUCAGUGCGCCUUCAGCUAUUGCCCUUCCUGUAACUAUGAAAACAGAAGGACUAGUGACAUGUGAGAAAUAAAAUAGCAGCUCCACCAUGGACUUCAGGCUGUUAGUGGCAGUACUGACAUAAACAUUUGCAAGGGAAGUCAUCAAGAAAAGUUAAAGAAGACUUUAAAACAUUUUUAAUGCAUAUACGAAAACAAUCAGACUUACUGGAAAUAAAUUACCUAUCCCAUGUUUCAGUGGGAAAUGAACUACAUAUUGAGAUGCUGACAGAAAACUGCCUCUUACAGUAGGAAACAACUGAACCCAUCAAUAAGAAAAAGGAUUGAAAGGGACCAAGCAGCUCACUACGAUAUCAAGUUACACUAAGACUUGGAACACUAACAUUCUGUAAGAGGUUAUAUAGUUUUCAGUGGGAGGGGUUGGGAUGGGUAAUCUCAUUGUUACAUAUAGCAAUUUUUGAUGCAUUUUAUAUGCAUACCAGCAAUUAUUACUGUGUUCGCACAGUUCUCACUUAACUGGUGCUAUGUGAAGACUCUGCUAAUAUAGGUAUUUUAGAAUGUGAAUUGAAGAAUGGAUCCCAAAAACUUCAGAAAGAGGAUAGCAAAAAAAGAUCUAGUGCGAUUUUAUAUAUAUAUAUAUAUAUAUACACACAUACAUAUAUAUAUAUCAUAUAGCUUAAGCUGAUUUAAAACAAAGGCCUUAGACUAAUUUUCGAUUUUCUUUCUUGAAAUAAGCUAAUGGCUUGUUUGUGUAAAGCUUUUUUAUUAAAAGAAAAAUUUUAAAAAUCUUGUACCUAGCACAGUAUUGUUAUAGAAUAUACAUGUAAUAUUUUAUAUGGUAGUUUAAGUCUGUCAGUUUCUUAAUUGUGGACAAAUUAACAGUUGGCUCUGGCCUUUUGCUGUAACAUGCCUGUGUCACUCACUUAGCCUUGGCAUUUGUGCAGACAUACCAUUUUCAGUUCUGCUGUCACUUGGAAGUUCAGGCUCAGCAUGAAUUUUUGGCAGGUAGCUCUAAUACUUGGAGUUUUCUUUGUUUGUUUGUUUGUUUUUUUUAGUUGAAGUUUAUGAGGGAAAUACCAGUGUUCAGAUUUGAACUAUAAUAGUUUGUAUAUUCAACAUUUGAAGUAUAUUCUAUUUUGUUGUACUCUUGUUUCAAAGUGUAUUCAAGUAGGUUUUCUGAAAUAUAGAAAUGAAAUUUA